AUGGGUGAGAGUCCCAAGGACACCACGCAUCACCGGUCAGCCUGCACCGAGUGUCAGCGUCGGAAGCAAAAGUGCAAUCGAGAAUGGCCUUGCAAUCACUGCCAGAAACGCAAAGUCGCCGACAAGUGCCGCUUUGGUCCGAGCCAACCCAGUGCAGAGAAAGCCCCAAGUCAUGACUUCAGUCGGAAGCGGCAGCUGAGCCAUGACGAUACGGAGUCAAUAGACUCCAACCCUUGGGAGGAUGCAGAUAGCGGAUUUGAGGCCCUGGGUUACAGCGCCUCGCAUCUGUUUGCUGGACUUGGUUCAAGUUCAACGAGAAAGCCCAAAGCUGCACCAAAAACAUAUCGGCAAUAUUACAUGGACCCUACAUUGUGUCCACAGCUACAGCGUGCGCUGCAACUCUUACCUCCUAGACCUUACACCGAUUCACUAGUCCAAAACUUCCUCAACCACGUCAACUUUCACUACUACAUUAUAUAUCCCCCGUCAUUCUUGGAAGAAUAUCGGACGUGGUGGUCUCUGCGCUCAGAAAACCGCCCGCUUGGCUUACAAUGGACCUGUCUACUGCUCAUGGUUUGUGCCUGCUCGACACAGUACACCAAUGCUGAACUCCAGCGGAAGCUUGAAAUUGAUCUUGGCGAGAGCACUCAAAAGCUCACUGAAAAGUAUCACAAUGCGGCCCGCGAGCUGCACGGCGCUAUUCCCGUGGGGAACAACCACAUACUAAACGUUCAAUCGCUUUUGCAUUCCUGUUAUUGGUACAAGUCAGAGGCUCGAUUUGUAGAGUGCUGGCAUGUUCUCAGCACCGCCAUCCGCGAGGCCCAAGAGCUUGGUAUUCACAAAGAAACCGUCACGGGGCACAUGUCGGAGUUUGACCGUGAAAUGCGAAGACGAAUCUGGUGUAUUUUAGACACGUGGGACUGGCAAAUAUCCGCCCUCUUAUCAAGGUCGAUGCUUAUAGACCGGACGGAUACUGAUGUCGGCCUUCCCAGCCUGACUCUAGAGGGCUACACGCCAUCACCUUUGCAGCACAUGAAGCUCCAGUCUGAACUGAUCACGCAGCUAUUUGCACGAUUCGGGGUGCCCAAGAAUGUUGUCCGCCCCAGCCAGGUUCAAGGGUAUCAAGCUAUCGUCGAGCGGUGGAUGAGCAACUUCCCUUCGACGUACUCUUUUGUCAACCCGGAUACCCGCAGUGAUAUGUCCCGACCCUGGAUAGUUCUGCACAGGCAUUAUCUUCACACCAUGGCUCUUUCCAUGAUGCUCGAUCCUAUGCGGGCAUACCUAGCCAAACCGAUUUCGACCCAAUCCCCGCCAGACGAGAUCAAGAUUCGAAAUGACGGCAUCGACUAUUCGCUGCGACUGAUGGAUGCAUUGCAUGGAUUCUUCGAUCACGUAUAUCCACGAGACGCCAAGUUCCACUUCGUCCUCUUUUGCGUCUUUGACACGGCCGCUGUCCUCUGCUCUGCGGUAAUGCACGACCAAGACUGGGGUAUUUCGAAACGAACCGCAGUGCUCACUGCCAUCGACAAGGCCGUGUCAAUGCUAAAGAGGCUGAACACGGUAACGAAAACCGCAAGAACGUCAUACGAAGUAUUGGUCAAGCUUGUCAACAACAUCAACCGCCCGGCGCAGCAAGUGAAAUCUCCAAUCCAGUCUGUGAGAAAGCGGCCCAAAGCCAACGAACUGGCACUGACACCGCCCAGUAUGAACCAGGCAGAAGCGGCAGUGGCCAGCGACCCUGGAUCCGUCGAUACGCAUCUUUCUUAUACGACGCCUCCGAGCGAUGCUCACUUCUACCAGGUUCCAGCUUCACACACUACUCCACCUAGCCAUUAUGUCAGUAGUGAUGGAGCGGCCGUAUACGGUCCUCCGGUUACCAUGGCGUCGGGAUCCAUGAUGGGCCAAUCAAAUCCUAUGCCAUAUGAUGCCGCACAGCUGGAUUAUUCAUCGUCAUAUGUCAACAUGACACCUCCAACUGAUGAAUUUUACCAAGGGCUUAACUUUGGUGGCAAUUUCGGAGCCAUUACAGAGCGUGAUCUCGGCGAUUUGGCGGCGCUAUGGAAUUAUGAGAGCUUGAACCUGAACUUCAUCAACACUGGGGGAGUGAGCUGA
Messenger RNA from Pochonia chlamydosporia 170, 2112 nucleotides. Its product is annotated as fungal specific transcription factor. Lineage: Eukaryota; Fungi; Ascomycota; Sordariomycetes; Hypocreales; Clavicipitaceae. The transcript is spliced from 5 exons. Gene Ontology annotation, cellular component: nucleus. The record is from RefSeq and is a predicted model, not a curated record. Gene Ontology annotation, biological process: regulation of DNA-templated transcription; DNA-templated transcription. The coding region runs from base 1 to 2112 and encodes 703 amino acids. Gene Ontology annotation, molecular function: DNA-binding transcription factor activity, RNA polymerase II-specific; zinc ion binding; DNA binding.